Messenger RNA from Larimichthys crocea (large yellow croaker), 1567 nucleotides. RefSeq names its product cysteine three histidine 1 (gene cth1). The transcript has 2 exons. The record is from RefSeq and is a predicted model, not a curated record. Lineage: Eukaryota; Metazoa; Chordata; Actinopteri; Sciaenidae. Gene Ontology annotation, molecular function: metal ion binding; mRNA binding. The coding region runs from base 267 to 1238 and encodes 323 amino acids.
CGUUCCUGACGUCGAGCUCGAGCGCACCUGAUGCUCGUUUUGAAGGCAGAAGGCGGGAGGCGCGAGCCACUUUAAAAGACACGCGCGGAACAGCGGCACUUCGCCUGUGACUCGGUAACGAAGCGGCAGCGUCCGAGGGUCCUCGCCGGUCCAACACACGGUCUUAAACACGCUUUUAAACCCGGUUUUACAGUAACACGGAGCUCUGCAUCGGUCUGCCAGGGUCAACCUCCGCAACAACACAAGCCAACCUGCAUCCAGCAACCAUGUUUGAGACCAGUCGGGAUGAUCUGUUCCUGCCUUCCUACCAAGAUGAGGAGAUGGUGGACAAUCUGCUGUCCAGUGAGGAGUCAGAUGGAGACAGUGGGGGAGUCUCCCUGGCUAAGGCCCUCCUCCCCCUGGUAGAGUCCUCCUCCCCUCCCCUCAUCCCCUGGGUCUGCUCCACUCGCUACAAGACGGAGCUCUGUACCAGCUACUCUGCCUCGGGUCUCUGCAAGUAUGCUGAGCGCUGCCAGUUCGCCCAUGGCCUCCACGAGCUCCAUGUUCCCUUCCGCCACCCAAAGUAUAAGACGGAGUUGUGUCGCAGCUACCACACAACCGGCUACUGUUACUACGGCAGCCGCUGCCUCUUUGUCCACAACCCCACAGAGCAGCGCCCCACCCAGCGCCGCCGUAGGACUGUUGCCUGUCGCACCUUCCGCUCCUUUGGCGUUUGUCCCUUUGGCACUCGCUGUAACUUCCUGCAUGUCGAGAGUGGAGAUGUCGGCAGCGGUCCGGAGUCACCUGGUGUCAGCGAAGAGAAAACUUCGCCUGUCCCCAGCCCCCAGCUUCAACCACAGACCAAAGAGUGGAAGCCACGUGGAGCUCUAUGCCGCAUCUUCAGCUCCUUCGGGUUCUGCCUGUAUGGCACACGCUGCCUCUUCCAGCACGGCCUCCCCAGCAAGAUCAAACCCUCUGAGCAGACCCACGGAGGGUCCCUCUACCCUCCGCUGACCCCUGGCAGUUCAGGUUUACCUUCCCCCGCCUCCUUAUUCACAUCCACCUCACCAAUGUCUUCAACCUCCUCUUCUCCUCUGUCGGCCUCCCCUCUUGCCACCCCAACAGCAGAGGCCACAGCCCACAACGCCUUCACCUUCUCCAGUCAGCACCUCAGUGACCUGCUGCUGCCACUGGCCCUUCACCUGCAGCAGCUGGAGAGCAGCAAGGCCCAGGAGAUCUGGGACAACAGGGCACUCUAACUGCGUGUGGUCCUAGUUAAACAGCAUCAGCACUGAACUCCAGAUGUACUGUGUUUAUAUUUUCCUUAGGGCAUUUUUUUUAAUUUUUUUUUUUUUUUUUUAACCUGAGGUUGUUUGACUUGAGAGCUUGUGUCAGCAGGUUCAGUUGUAGACUGUCAGUCUAUUGAAGGCCUCAAAGGCCUGAUAGUUCUGCAUGAUGGUUGGUCUCCUGAACACUACAGGUGUAGCUAUGAUUGUAAUUUAAACUUUUUCUAUUGUAAAUACUUUAUUAAUGAACCAAGUAAAUGGAAUGUCUGACAGGAGCAUGAAUAAACAAAUUUUAAUCUUAA